Messenger RNA from Caenorhabditis remanei, 753 nucleotides. RefSeq lists its product as uncharacterized. The record is from RefSeq and is a predicted model, not a curated record. The coding region runs from base 1 to 753 and encodes 250 amino acids. The transcript is spliced from 3 exons. Lineage: Eukaryota; Metazoa; Nematoda; Chromadorea; Rhabditida; Rhabditidae.
AUGUCCCCAGGAAGUGUUGUAGUCACCGGUGCCAACCGUGGUAUUGGACUCGGACUCGUCCAACAACUCGUCAAGGAUAAGAACAUCCGUUGUAUUAUUGCGACGGCGAGAGAUGUGGAGAAGGCUGCUGAACUAAACAUCAUCAAGGACCCACGAGUCCACGUCCUACCGUUGACUGUCACCUGCGACAAAUCAAUCGAUACUUUUGGGUCGAAAGUUGCUGAAAUUUUGGGAACCGAUGGGUUGAAUCUUCUCGUGAAUAAUGCUGGAAUCGCAGUGAAGUAUGACAGCAAAUCGGAACCAAACCGUGUCAAGAUCACCGAGCAACUCGACGUCAACACCACCAGUGUCGUCAUUCUCACUCAGAAACUCUUGCCACUUCUUAAACAAGCCGCAUCCAACGUGUCCGGAGAUGAUCUCUCAGUGUCUCGUGCCGCCGUUGUCACCAUCUCCUCCGGUCUUGGAUCCAUUACUGAAAAUGAUAUGGGCUCUGAGCGUUUCGAGAAUCUUGCCUAUAGCAUGAGUAAGGCGGCAGUCAACAUGUUCACCAAGUUAUUCUCGAUUGACAUGAAAGAUGAGCACAUUCUCGCCGUCAAUUUCUGUCCAGGAUGGGUUCAAACUGAUAUGGGUGGGAAGCAGGCGGUGUUGACUGUGGAACAUUCGACUUCUGAGUUGAUGGCCGCUUUCAAUAAGUUGGAUAACUCGCACAAUGGAGGAUAUUAUCACAGAGAUCUCACUGCAUUCAAGUUUUAA